CUGGACACAGUUACCUAAAUCUGAAGAUAUCAAGCGAUUUACUUUUUUUCGUAUCUCAGUUUCAUCUUGACAUUUGGCGGGAGAAAAUACGAGGACCAAACCCGAAGACAACCGCAUGUGCAGAAAGCGCGCGUAAAGGGAGAUCAAUCUUACGAAGCAAAAAUGACAGCAAACGCGAAAGCUGACUCCAAAGAUUUGUUUCAAUAUUUAGCAUUGUACGACGAAAACAGCGAAGAUCAUGAAAAUUUCGUGCCUUUCUCGAUGGGAGCACCUGGAGCAGAAAGUCUUGCAGGAUGCAACCAGCUGUUAGAUAAAGCAACACGCAUCUUAUUGUCUGACGAUGGGGAAGAGAGGUUCACAUUUCAGUAUGGGCCGUGUAAAGGGGACCCAGGCUUCUGUAGGGAGAUGGCAAAAUUUCUGUCUUCAGAAUAUGGGCAAACUGUCGGCAGGGAAGACAUUAUGGUAACAGCAGGUGCCACUCAGGGCCUGCACCUGGUUGCCACGGUGAUGUUCAACAAGGACAUGCCUGUGUUUAUGGAGGACCCAACCUACUUCAUUGCUGUGAAGAUCCUUAGGGAGGACUUUGGAAUGAAUAUCAUACCAGUGCCAACCAACAGCGAAGGUAUCAAUGCAGAGAAGCUGGAGUCAAUGCUGGUCCAACACAAGCCAACCUCCAUUGCUGGACAGAAGACUCCGUUCUGGGGCAUGGUCUACACAAUACCCACCUUCAAUAACCCAAAAGGCUACUGCAUGUCUCCAGAGCGUUGCAGAACGCUUAUUCGGUUAGCGCGGAAACAUGACGUCCUGCUGUUCACAGAGGACAUCUACAACAUGCUGCAUUAUGACGACAGUCCAGUAUGUCCACCGAGACUGAUGUCGUAUGAUAAUCACACGGAUGAAGAUUUCCAGGGUCAUGUUCUCUCCAACUGCACGUUCUCAAAGAUUCUGGCCCCUGGACUUAGGCUGGGCUGGAUUGAGGCGCCCCCUAGGAUUAUGAAGUAUUUAGAAAAAAGUGCUACAGCCUGGAGUGGUGGGGCAUUUAACCAUUAUACAUCAAAAGUGAUAGCAUCAGCCUUGAAGGAAGGCUUGAUAGCCGAGCACUUGAAUAAGCUCAGGAAAGAAUAUAGGGAGCGCAUGGAUAUAGCGUGCUUGUCCCUGAGGAAGUACUUGCCCCAAGACGUGAAGGUAGACUAUCCGAGGGGUGGCUUUUUUAUCUGGCUGGAAUUACCUCCCUCCGUGGACACAAUGCUGCUUCUGAAACUGGCUGUGGAGAAGUACAAAAUCAACUUCAUAUUUGGUGCUAGCACUUCUCCCACUGGUGGUUGCAGAAACUGCGCCCGCCUAUCAAUCAGCUUUUGUGAUAAGAAGAAAAUCGAGAAAGGCAUCAUUGCAUUCUGUGAGGCCCUGCAAGGGAUGAUGGAAACAAGCAAGGGGCAGUAGCCAAAAAUGUGUUCACUUAUGCCUCAGUCACAAAUAAUCCGGUCGCCAUCCGAUGUGACCGAUCUCCAGGCAUUGGGAAGACAUGUCCGAGCCAUUAAAUUAAUCCGAUGUCGGGCGAUGGCUGGGCGAUGACUGUAUGUUGAUUGUCCGAUUUUUCUUUUUCGAUCUCAACUGGAAUCGUUCUGGGGCCCGACAUCGGGAAUUUUUUUUAAGUGGGACUUGCAAUUUAUCUGGACGCCGCCCGAUGCUACAUGACCUUGUGUCCGUGUGAUCAUCGACUGGGCGCAAGUCUGAUGAGCAUAAAAAUAUGUUGUCCCUGAUAAGACGGUGAUCUGUCUCUAUUUGUGAGUGAGGUAUUAGGCUGUUUUGUGGUAUUGUAUGUUGAGUCUAUAGGUUAAAGGUCCAUUAUUUUGCAGACAUAGAUUAAAUCUGUUCAUUGUGAAAUAGCUCAAUCUACUUCACUUGACAGUGUUUGGAUUUUAUCUUGAUGUUUUUAUGCCCCCGGAUCGAUUGAUUGGGGGAAUAUUGUUUUUGGCCUGUCUGUCUGUCAUUCUGUCACUCUGUCAUUCUGUCCCAAAACUUUAACCUUGGUUAAAGACAAUAACCUUGGUUAAAGUUUUGUGAUAACUUUUGCAAUAUUGAAGAUAGCAACUUGAUAUUUGGCAUGCAUGUGUAUCUCGUGGAGCUGCACAUUUUGAGUGGUGAAAGGUCAAGGUCAUCCUUCAAGGUCAAAUAUAUGGCUUCAAAGCGGCACAAUAGGGGGCAUUGUGUUUCUGACAAACACAUCUCUUGUAAGUAUUCAAGCAUAGCACAUAGUUUGCAGUUCUGUUUUCUAUGGAAAAAUCAGCUCAAAAUAUGCCAUGCCUGUUAUAAUGGAGGCAUGUUGACAGUACAUAAACAAUUACUUUAACAGAAUCAUCUAUUUUUUAAAGGUUUAAUAUCAAAGCAUUGUUACACAGUCUUGACAGUAAAGCUUAUACAAUAGCCAAAUGGAAACUGCAUAUUUCUUAAGUAUUGAAACCGAUUUCAUGUCAUUUUUUGCUGGUGUCAGAAAAUGAAAACUGACCAGUAUGAAUAUUAGAUGCAUUGUUGCCCUUUUUGUUUGUGCUCAAUAUAAAUAACAUUUCUUGAUGCAUAAUUAGCGUAUGGUAGGUUGCAUUUUCAUAUUACCAUUUAUUUGAAGGAAUUUAAUUUGCUAUCUUGUUUUUAAAGUAAUUGAAAAAUAUAUUUAAUUACAACUUUAGUGAUUGUUUUAAUUAUUGUCCCAUUUUUAUAUACCAUUUAUUAUUAUUGCAUUUGUUAGUUUUGUUAUAAAUUUUAUUAAAAGUUUAUUUAUACUUUUUUACAACCAGAUAUUUGUGUAUGCAUUACACUUCUAAUGAAGUUUCUUAUUAAUUCUUUGUUAAAAUAUUUUUGAUAAAUAUAUAUAAACAAUCCUUCACAAUCAUUCAUAAUUAUUUGUUUAAAAAUUAUUUUAUUAUUAAUUAUUGGAAUAUACUCUUAAAGUCUCUAUAACGCUCAAAAUCAAUGAAAAUUUCGUUAAGUAUUUCGUAAAAUAAAGUUAACACCUAAACGAUCAGUGUUCCUUAUAGCAAUAGUCAAAAUUUCAACGCAAGAUGUGGUAUGAUUACAUAGAUUUUUGUAGAUACAAAAUGCAUGUUUUUAUUUAUUUGUGGCCACAAUUAAUUCCCGCGAAUAUAUCUUUUCAUAUGACACACGAACACCAUUUUAAUGUUCAUGUGUCGUAUGAAUAGAUAUGCAAAACAAUAAUAAAAACGAGCAUUUUGUAUCUACAAACAUCUAUUUUACCAGACCACAUCUGACGUUGAAUUUGGCAAUUGCCAUAAGGAACACUGAUUUUUAAUUGGUUAAGUUUAUUUUACGAACAAUUGUACGAAAUUUUCGUUGAUUUUGAAUAGAAAUGUUACUUCAACCAACAAUCUGUUGUUGUAAUUGCCAAAGUCACUUUACAAUGCUCUCAUGUAUAAAAUAAUAUAAUUUAGCACAAAAAUACAUAUAACAUAUUCACUCAUAUCUGUUAGCACUUGUAUGUUUUUGUAAACAUUUCACUGAAUGCCACAGUCUCCAAGAAUUCUUUGAUGUUGUAUUUCCCGUCGCUGUCAAAUUCUAGCUCCUCUAGGAUGACCUUUGCUUGUUCACGGUCGAAACCUUGACCUGUCAGGCCUGUGUAGAAACAAUAACAAUCAAUUAAAGUCAAAGGAAUAAAACAAGUUGUUGGCCUCUAUGCACCAAAUAAUUCUUAGACUUACGAAUUUUCUUUAAAUUUUGAAUAUUCGUUUGCUCUAAUUUUAUGUCAAACUUAGUUUAGUUAAAACCUAUUUAUUUUAGCUUGAUUGCAUCGAAAGCCUCAGGCUUAUUGAAAUGGUCUCGAGUCUGUUUCCUGUCCCUAGAACAAGUACUCGGUGUCUUCGUGGAGAUCUACAGAACGUUCUCACAGUGGGGAUCGAACCCGUGACCUUCCGGUUGCUAGGCUGACACCAUAUCCACAACACCACGGCGACCUUUAAGUCAAACUGGACAUUAACUUCUCUAUCUUCAUGUAGAGCAUUUUAUUAAUGACAUUUUCACCAGUGGUGGUUUAUAUAUAUUAAAACUGAGGAUGUGCUUUUAUUGAUUCUAAGUUUUUUCUUUAUUCAUAAGUCUUCAGAAUUAUUUUGUGAAUGCAGUCUCUUGAUUUUCCUCUGGACAUUUUGUAAGUAAGCGCAUAGAUAAGUGUUAUAAAAAUACAAAGGCAGUUUAUUAAACUCUUUUAGUUAUAGUUUGAGUGUUAAUGUAAAGACUUUGAAGUUACAUCGUAUAUUUAAGUUUUCAUUUUUAAUCUUCCAGUAUUAGUAGCGACUUGUAAAGGACUGGGCAUAUUUUAUAUGAGUGGUAAAUAAUGGCUUCUGUUUGUUUACUAUAUUGAUUUACUUUAUCAAAUAACAUUAAACAAACAACAAGA
This is a messenger RNA of Dreissena polymorpha, 4402 nucleotides long. RefSeq lists its product as uncharacterized. The coding region runs from base 163 to 1440 and encodes 425 amino acids. Lineage: Eukaryota; Metazoa; Mollusca; Bivalvia; Myida; Dreissenidae. The record is from RefSeq and is a predicted model, not a curated record. Gene Ontology annotation, biological process: biosynthetic process. The transcript has 9 exons. Gene Ontology annotation, molecular function: pyridoxal phosphate binding; L-2-aminoadipate:2-oxoglutarate transaminase activity.